AUGCGGGUCCGGGACACCGGGCGGACGGGCCGUUCGACGCGCGCCACCGCCGAAAAGGUGGCAAAGAAAGGUCGGGAUGAUGAGCGCAAGUCGAAGAGCAAUAAACGACAGGCGCCGCGCCGAGCGCGAUUGGAAAGUUCAUCGGAAGAUGAGGAGCCCUCAAGUUCCGCGCCUCAGCCCACCGAAUAUUUUACGUUUCUGACGAGGGAAAAAUGUCCGACGCUGAACAACUUUCUCUCGGCUUACGAGAAGCAUCAAAAGAGCGAGCUGGAGGGCGAUUUAUUGGCUGCCAUCCAGCACGAGCUCGAGGCAAUGGCUUCCCACGCCGCCGACUUCUCGCGGCAUAUCCAAUUGGAGACUGCUUUUAUGCAACGUGGCGUCUACCCACUGUCCGACACCUCACAAAGGCCCCUGCCCCAAUUUCAAUACAAGAGCACUUCGUUGGAAUACUCGGAUGAUGAAGUAGAUUUGUUUGCCGCCGCCCCGGAAGUGCCAAAGGAGCCGGAAGAUCAGCUCGACAAUUGGCCGCCAGAACAUGUGGCUAAGCGGUUCUGGACGUGGUGCAAGCAUGAUUUUCUCAAGCCGAUUGAUGACAAAUUUCUAAAGGCGUUCCGGCAAAGCUUUAUGGAUCCUUACUCUGAGGAAACCUGCUCGCAAUUAUUGGUGAAUGAGCCCUGGAAACACCGAGUGAAGGCGAAAAAGGAGACGCCGAAAGCGAAGAAGCAUGCAAAGUUGGCCCGUCGGAGAUCAUCAACUAACGGUCAUAGGGACGUCAAGAAGGAGGAGAGUGAGGAUGAAAGGAUUUCGCCCCUCAGAGGGCAUCAAAAUCCGGAAACGAGUCUACAGCUCGUCACAAAUAUCCUCAAAGCAUACGCCGAUGAAUACAAAGUCAAUGGUGAUUACGAUGAGGGGCGCCUGAAGCUUCACCUUUCCAGCCUCAAGCGCGAAGCCAACGGCAACGGACUGCACCCGGAUAUGGAAGAGGAUAGCGAUUUCGAGCCUCUGAUCGAAAAGAGCAACGGGGUCCACGCAAACGGGCACAACGGGACAAACGGCUUCUCGAAUGGCGGUCUGGAUUCGAGUGAGAGCGAGGGGGAGAACGAUGAGCCGGCCUGCUCCCCAAAAUGGACAAACGGCCACGCGAUACCGGUUACCAAGAAUGACAUUUCAAACGGCGGCUCCAUCAGAAAACGCCGGGAAACCGUUGAAGAUUGUGUCGAGGAAAUGGAACGCGAUACGCUGAAAGAGGCCGGCCGAUCGAUCAUCAAGCAUUUGACUCAAUUGGGAAUCACACAAGAAGAUGCGCCCGAAAUUUUCGACCUGAGUAUACGUUGUGAGGGGCUGCCGACAAGCGAACCUGGGCCCAGCGUUAGUCAAAAAGGCCGUAAAGAUGAUGAACCGAUGGAUGAGAUCUCGAUCCGGUUGAUGUUGGCGCAAAAGGAGAUGCUUGAAGCUGUCAUGGAUUACCGCAAAGCGGCCAAUAACGUCCACGGGAUUCUGGAGAGCGAAUAUGUGUAUCGUGAAUUGAAAAGUGAUCUCGACAAAGCCGACGAUGAGUUGAUACGUCUGGGAUCGUUGUGCUUCCGGGAACCACCAUUGCCCCGCCGGGUGGCAAAUCAGACCGAUAUGGCCGUGCUGACCCAUGCCAAGCAGGCUAGAAAUCGUGCUGCUUCCUUACUUUAUGGCCCUCAACACCGCGAAGUUAAAUGGCACCAUAUUGAUAGAUUAAAAUCGAAACACCGUAAUCUGCGGGAUACUCAUCCGGAGUCUUCACGACCAAAGUCAAGCUUGGCUCGAGUGCCGGAAGGAGAUCCGUAUGAGAUCACCGACGGGGAUUAUUCACCGCAAAGCACAAAGGACACCGAUGAAUCAUUCAUCGCCGACGCACCGAAAGUGAUUGCUAAGCGAGCCCCCAAGACCAUCAUCGAAUCUGACUCGGAGCCGGAUGAGAAAAUGGAAGUCGACGAAGAGGAAGAAGAAAUUGAAGACACUCCCAGAAUAAGCCGAAGAGCCUCUAGGCAUCAAAAGUCAAUAUCGCCAAAGCGCUCCACGCCACGCCUGAAGCUACGCGUAAAAACGGCUCCAGUAAUCCCAUACUCUGAUGAGGAU
This is a messenger RNA of Mesorhabditis spiculigera, 2109 nucleotides long. The record is from the annotation of a GenBank genome assembly. NCBI's taxonomy places the organism in Eukaryota, Metazoa, Nematoda, Chromadorea, Rhabditida, Rhabditidae.